Molecule: messenger RNA, 2118 nt
Organism: Labeo rohita (rohu)
Lineage: Eukaryota; Metazoa; Chordata; Actinopteri; Cypriniformes; Cyprinidae
Product: CUB domain-containing protein 1-like
Exons: 7
Coding region: 73-2046 (657 amino acids)
Source: RefSeq, a predicted model, not a curated record
CUCGUGUCGUGAGACAAACUCAGUCCACUGUGCACAAUCCAAGGAUUUAAAACAGAACGAUUUUUAAAACACAUGAUGGGCUUGUGUGUGUUUCAAGUGUUUAUUGGAUUAAUUUUACUGCAGAUUUGCAAAAUCUCAGAAUGUCAUAAAAUAGAAGUGACCCCUGAUUCGGGCACCAUCGUAAUCUUCAGCAAGAAGCCAGGACAGGGUCUGGAUUGUAGUGUGUGUAAGGAUGAAGGUCCAUCUCAGACCUGUAACUCCAACCUCAGACUUACUGAAGCUAAGCCCACUGUCGUGACUUUUAACUGCGCUCAGCCAGGGGACGUCUUCACUGUGGAGAUCAAUCAAGAUAUAGAUUGCUCAACAGGAGACUGCAGCAUCAUUGCAGUGCAUCCAGAUUUGACCCGAUUCCUGGAGUUCACCAGAACAUUCACCUGGGAUCUGAAGGUUCAGUCAGGCAGGAUGUUGCAGCUGGACUUCCCAUCUCCAGGAAUGAGACAGAUCAAGCCUUCAGAAUCCUGUCCAGACAAACACACCUACACCAUCAUCACAUACCAGCGAGCAGGACCGGCCAACAUCGGCACGUUCUGUCGGAAAGGUACCAUCAGUCGUAUUCAGGUCUUGUAUAGAGGUCGAGUGAUUCUGGAGGUUCCCAAAGGUACAGCCCUGAGCCCAUCUGACUUCAAAGUGACCAUGGGACCAACAACAACAGCACUAGUGGAGGUGGACGUCAAGCUGCCCAGAGGACCGUUUUCUGCUGAUUUUUUUACACCAAACUAUGCCGCAGGCUGGUACAAUGAAGAAAACAUCAAGUGGAACUUUGCUGUUAAGCCUAUGCACAAUUUUACUGUACACUUUCAACAAUACACUCCACCAGAAUGCCAAAAGAAAACUGUUGCAUGUGAUUAUGCACUGCGAGACAAGCCUCGAUUCUCAAAGGUCCCAACAGACGCUCAACCGACCAAUGAACAGGGAAAUUUCAGUCUGACUCUGGCCAACUGUGAAGCAAAGACAGGAGCGAAUGUUCCUGGGCUUUCCUUGCACUUAAACGUGGAGGUGUUCAGGAGUGGGACUCCAUAUCUUUGCACUGUGGAUCUCCGAAAAAAGGAGGGAUUGAGUCUGCAAAUAGAAAAUAAAAACCCGGCGUCGUACUGUGAAAUGAGCAUGAACUCUGUGAUGCAGGAGAAAAUAGUGGUUCCUGCUGGCACCAAAGCUGACCUGUCCUUCCUCGACUGUCCCGUGCAGGAUCUGCUGCUGACAGCAACCAAAGUCAUAGACUGUCCCAGUGUGUCUGCCCCUGAUCCCCUGCCCGGGAUGUCCCUUACCAUUUCCCCUCUGGAUCCUAGCCUUCCUGUUCCCCUCCAUCAGUUCACCUGGCUGCUCCGUGUGCGGGAUCAAGACACCGUGGAUCUCAUGGCUCCAAAAGGAAACCUGCACCAGUCUCUACCAGACAAGCAGUGUAACGAGAGAGUCUCGCUGCUCAUAUCUGAGACCGAGGGCUCACACAUUGGCCAGUUUUGCUCUACAGCUAAAGGCACUAUCCAGAAAAUCCAAAUCAAAGGAAACAUUUCCAUCACCAUAACUCCUAAAAAUAUAAAAGACCUGAGCCAGGAGAAAGGACCUUUCUUAAGAGUCGGCAUUAGUCCGGAGAUCACUGAAAAUGUAAUCUACACUGUAUCUCCUCUCAUUUCGGGACCUUUGUACCUUGCAACACCAAACUGGCCUGACGGCAUGAAUCCUUCCUCAUCUGCAUCAUGGAUCAUCAGUGUUCCCCAAGACUAUAAGGCCGAGCUGCUGUUCACCGACGUCAGCAAGCCCAAAUGCGACGCAGGGCACACUGAGGUCUUGAUCGGACCGCUGGAUUCUCAAGGCCAAACGCAGGAAUGGAAAGAAGAUCCGAGUUUCCCCAGCUCUGUCGUCCAGCAGCAGAGCUUCUACCUGAACAUGUCCAACUGUGAGCCCAAGAGCGACCGCUUUGCUGUGCUCUUAAAGAUCAGGAUAAUGCAGGGAUUUCCCCUUUUUUGCCAGCCAAACUCCCUAAAAUAAAAUAUUUACUUGAAAUAUCAUCAUUUUAUAAUGUUGAUACAAAAAACUGGAAUACAUUUUUUUCUUUCUUUG